UGCGCGUACGCCCCGUGCCCCCGUGUGCUACGACGGUGGGGAGCUGAUAGCGGCCGAUAUUCUGUUUUCGUUUCGUUGGCUCCCGAGUCCCGGUUCUGGUCGUCACUCGUCAGAAAGAACCAAACGGUUACCGGAUUCGCAUGUACCCGCCGCGCCCCGCUUGCAGUAGUAGUUGUCGCCGUCGAUAGUAAGUUGUGUUGUGACUUGUGACUUUUGAUAUUAUGUCCGGACGGCCAACGACAACGGAGGACCAAUCUCAGGUAAAACCAACAGCAGACCGGCGCGCGUACAUCGAUACCAGGUUACCUGGUAUUCGACGCUGAACGGUCGACGUGCCUACCGAGUACCGACAGCAGUAGUCAUAGUGGCAGAAGUCGUUUCACUGUUAUAGCGGUGCGAUUUGUCGGACUGUCGUGGUCACUGUUUCGGUACACCGUCCUUAAAUUAUUAGCUUUCCGAUGAUGCCGGUGUAUAUGUUUUGAACUCAUCGACAGCAGACCCGCGGACCCCGACGACGGAAUACAGGGAACAGGGAAGUACGACUGUCUGUUGCCAACAUGCUCAAGUUCAUCCGUGGCAAAGGCCAACAGCCCUCAGUUGAGCGGCAAAAGAUCCAAAAAGACUUGUUCGCCUUCAGAAGGACUCUACAGUAUGGGUUUCCAAAUAAACCAACAGCACUUUCGUGGGAUCCAUUAUUACGUAUUAUGGCAAUUGGAACUUCAACUGGAUCAAUUAAAGUGUUGGGUAAGACUGGUGUUGAAUUCUAUGGUCAUUUGCCGUGUUCCGAUCAUGCAAUCACAAAGUUAAUAUUUGUACCAAAUCAAGGUCGUUUGGUGUCAUUGUCUGAUGAUAAUAGUCUUCAUUACUGGGAAAUAAACGACAUGGCCAUUGAUGAAGUUCAAUCAUACUUAUUAGAGGGAAAGCUUAAACAAAUAUCGUCCAUGUGCUUGGAAUCUAGUUGUGAAAACUUACUACUUGGAACUGAAGGAGGAAAUAUAUUUUUUAUUGAUUUGUCAACAUUUGAAUUGUCAGAUAACAUUAUUUAUCAAGAUGUUGUGAUGCAGAAGGUUUCAGAUGAGUAUAAAAAGAAUCCUGGUGCAGUUGAAGUUAUAGCAGAACAACCAGGAAAUCAAAAUCAUAUUUUGAUUGCCUAUAGUCGGGGACUAAUUGUUUUAUGGGAUCGCUUAAAUGCAGUUGCUGUAAAAACAUUUGUAAGUAGUCAACAAGUAGAAAGUGUAUGUUGGGAAGAAAAAGGGGAAAGCUUUUAUUCCUCUCAUAAUGAUGGGUCUGUAACACUUUGGAAAAUAAAUGAAUCAUCUGAUGAAAAUGAAAACACUAAAACAAUUUAUGGCCCAUUUCCGUGCAAACCAAUCUCUAAAGUAGUUUGCCAACAAUCUGCUCAAGACCUCAACGAACAAUUUCUUAUUUUUUCUGGUGGUAUGCCACGGGCAUGCUAUGGUGAUCGCCAUGCAGUUACUGUUCGAUUGGGAACUACAAAACAUGUAGCUUUUGAGCUUACUUCAAAAGUUAUUGAUUUUUUCACAACUACUGCUUCAGUUGAUGAAAAAGGCUGUAGCUUCCUUAUAAUUUUGGCAGAAGAAGAAAUAGUCUGUAUUGAUUUAUCUACUGAAGAUUGGCCGUUAGUUCAAUUACCUUAUCUUGUUUCCAUUCAUGCAAGUGCUAUAACGUUUACUACUUUUGUUUCUGAUUUAAACGAAGAUCUUUGGAGUAAUAUCAUUGCCAUUGGAAAUUUACAAAAUGAAAAUAACUUUUCUUCAAAUGAAUGGCCAGUUGAUGGCGGUGAAGCGAAUAUUGAAGAGGAGCAAAGUAGAGAUCUUUUAAUAACUGGCCAUGAAGAUGGUUCUGUAAAAUUGUGGGUUGCAAAUGCAACUCCAUUACUCCCCAUACAUGUAUUCAAAUCAUCAUGGGUGUUAGUUGGUGAUGAUGCUGAUAACCAUUCUAGUAAUAGUGUAGCUCCAGAAGAAGAUGAAGAAGAAUGGCCACCAUUUAGGAAAGUUGGAAAUUUUGAUCCUUAUUCUGAUGAUCCUCGAUUAGCAAUUAAAAAAGUUAUUCUUUGUCCUCGAACUGGUACAAUGAUUGUCGCUGGUACAGCUGGCCAUGUUAUAAUUUCCAAAUUUAAUGAUCAGUCAUCUUCUAAUGAAAUAAAGGCUGUACAAAUGAAUGUCGUUGGAGAAAGUUUUGUAUGGAAAGGUCAUGAACGUUUAAGUUUAAAACAGACUGGAGAUGAAGCUAAUAAUAAUAAUGGAAAAAAUAUGACUUGUCUUACAUUUAAAGCUGGAUUUCAACCUACAUCUGUUUUACAAGUAUAUCCUCCUGCAUCAAUUACAGCUGUUGCUUUACAUUCAAAUUGGUCUUUGGUUGCUGCUGGUACUGCCCAUGGCUUAGUACUUUAUGAUUACUAUCGACAAGCUCCCGUUUUGACAAAAUGCACUUUAAAUCCUAAUGAUUUGUCCACUGCUGGAGAUACUCCUAUUUCUAGGAGAAAAUCAUUUAAAAAGUCUUUACGGGAAUCAUUUAGAAGACUACGAAAAGGAAGAAAUUCUACCAGAAUAGUAAAUGAUAAAAAAGGAGCAAGCAUUACACCUGACAAAAAACGAGAAAAUACUGGACCAAUAUCUCCAAUGGAAGCACGACCUGUUGAACGAGCAAUUGAAGCCAGGCCAGUUGAUGAUGCAUUGGGAAGUAUGGUCCGUUGUUUGAGUUUUACGAAAACAUUUAUUGUUACUGCUUCACAUAUUACUCCGACAAUGUGGGCUGGUACCAACAAUGGUUCUGUGUACAUUUUCACUAUAAGUAUACCACCAAAUGAUAAACGAAAAGAAAGAAGAGUCACUGCACAACUAGGAAAAGAAGUUCAGUUAAAACACCGUGCACCUGUUAUUGGAAUUACUGUGAUUGAUGCAGAAAAUCGCUCAGUCACUGAAGUUCAAGAAAUUAGCACUCCGGGUAAACCUUUAGAUAUAUGUGGUCCCCACAAGGUCAUUAUUGCAUCGGAAGAACAAUUUAAGAUAUUUUCCUUGCCUAAUUUAAAACCUGUAUGCAAACUUAAAUUAACUGCAGCUGAAGGUGCUCGAGUUCGCCGAAUGUCAAUGGCCUUUUUUAAAACUAGUGAUUAUGCAGAAAGCUGUCUCCUCUGUCUAACUAAUUUAGGUGAAGUAAUAGUACUUAGUGUACCAGACCUUCGAAGGCAAAUACAUGCUGCAGUUAUUCGUAGAGAAGAUAUCAAUGGUAUUUCAAGCUUGGCGUUUACACGUUAUGGUGAAGCUUUAUAUUUACAUUCAAGUAGUGAACUGCAACGAAUUUCUGUGUCUGCAACCAGUGUCACGCAAGUUGAUUGUUCUUUGAAUUUACCUAUUAGAGAUCGACCAUCAAAUAGUCGAUCCAUUACCCCUAUUAAUGGUUACACAGAUGAUGAACAAGAUGAUUUUCCAAAAGUAAAUGGAUUAACAAAUGGUUCUCAAGAAAAUGGUGAUAGUAAUUCACAACUAAACAAUAGCAAUGAUCUCUCAGUCGGUGAUAUUACCAUAGAUUCCAUUAAAGACCACUUGGGAAAUUCAAAUACUAAUCUAAAUGUAACAUCAACAUCAAAUAAUGUUGAUAGUAAUAAUCAUCAGAAAACAGUCACUAAACAUGAAUUGUCCACUACUACAACCACUGUGAAAACAUCAAAUUCUACUACAGUUAUUACUAAUGAAACCAUCACGGUUGACAAUAUAUCCACAAGUUUAGUUGUAGAAGAUGAUCCAUCAACACAGUCCAACUUUGAGAUACAUAGGGCUCCUCUAGCUCUUAUGGAAGACCUAGAAGUAGAAACAGCUGCAUAAUGUGAUAACUAAUGACGCGUGCAAUUGACACAACAUUAACUCAAUGUUUAUAUAAUUCACGCCAUAUAUUUUGAUAAGUUUAAAGUUGAAGUCUUAAUAUUUAUUAUAGUUAUUUACUACUAACAAAGAAAAAAUUGAUUAAUAUGACUCAACAUUUAUGUUGUACCUGUUAUUCAGGUAAUAUUCUGACAUAGCUAUCACAUCUUUUAUAUUUUUUUACUCUUACUAAUUUAAAAAUUAAACUAAAUAAUAUAAAAAUGGCACUUCAACAUUCCUAACACAAAUUUAUUAAUGGUGCCUUAGUUAAGCAAUAAAGAUAAUAAACCAAACACUAUUUUAAAAUUGAUAAAAAUACUAUUUUGUGACAAAUUUUUUGAAAUUUUUAAUUUUGAUAAAAAUAAUUAACUAUUUGUUGUGUUGUUUAAAUUAAAUUCUAUUUUGUCAUAAUAUGCACUAAAUUCAAUAUAUUUUUAAGCUCCUUUAAACUGAAGUAUAUUUAUGAGAUUAUCAUUAUUGAGAAUGGUUGUACAUAAAAUUUGUAUUUGUCAAAGUAAUAUUAUAUUUAAUAAAUUCAUAAUAAAAAUGUAUAACUAUUUUCAAAUAAAAUUUAUUUAUUUUUUUAUGUAUUAUUAUUAAUUUAAUAUUUUUAUAAGGUAAUGAAAUAUUGAAUUUUAUAUUGUAUUUAUAUUUUACAAUUGUGUCAUGUAAAAUGAAAAUUUACUUCAGAAACAUUCCUUUCAUGUACGUAUUAAAAAUUUUGAUUAUUUUUAAAAUAAUUCAUUGUUAAAAUUGUUGUUUUGGUCCAUAAAUUUGCAGUGUUUCUAAUUUAAUUUGAUUGUGAAUUUUUUUUCUUUAUGAUAUGUUGUAAAAAUGUUAUAUAAAGAUAAGAUCUCUUACAAUAUUGUGGAGUUUUCUGAUUCUAUUAUUUUUUUUCUAAUUACAAAUUUUGUUUGUAUAUACUUUAGUCAAUUAUUUAUUAUAAUUUUUUACUUACUAAACUAAUAUUUUAUGUCAUAGAUCAGUUUGUAUGUGUAUUUAAUUUUUUAUAUAAUAGAUUCCACAUGCCGUUUUUGGUUAAAAUACCAUUUAUUAUUAACUUUUAUACAUUAUACAUAAUAAUAUAGUAACUAUAUAUAUUUUUACAUGAUUUUUUUAAUGUUUAAAUUGUCUUUUAUGUGUUUAUUUUUAUAUUUAUUGAUUACUUUGUAAUUGCUUCAAACAUCCACUUAAUUGUUGUACAUCUUUGAUAAAUCUUUCUGGCCCUUAAACUAGAAUUAAUUAAAUAAAUAUAACUUAUUAACUAAACAUUUUUGGUUAGAAAUGUUAAAGGUGAUGGUUUGUACUAUAGGUUUAAUAUUAAUAGUUUUUAAAACAUGUUUUGUAUUUAAAAACAAAUUUUAUAUAACCCAUAUACUUUGUAAACACCAAUUUAUUAUAAUACAAUUUGUAACCUUUU
Molecule: messenger RNA, 5301 nt
Organism: Myzus persicae (green peach aphid)
Lineage: Eukaryota; Metazoa; Arthropoda; Insecta; Hemiptera; Aphididae
Gene: l(2)gl
Product: lethal(2) giant larvae protein
Exons: 22
Coding region: 558-3845 (1095 amino acids)
Biological process (GO): regulation of protein secretion; regulation of establishment or maintenance of cell polarity; regulation of Notch signaling pathway
Cellular component (GO): cortical actin cytoskeleton; plasma membrane; cytoplasm
Molecular function (GO): syntaxin binding; GTPase activator activity; myosin II binding
Source: RefSeq, a predicted model, not a curated record